AUGGCGCACCACCAAAGACACCCUUCGAUAGCAUCGUCUACCAAGACUACCACGCCGACAGACAGCUGGGAAUCGUACUUCGACUCGUGGGGGGUGGAAGACGGAGACGUGCCCGACAUGGCACCACCCCCUCGGCGCACCAUUAUUGAGCCUGUGAUCGUGAAUGACGAACUCUACGACCCGGAAAGCCUGCUGAAUGCCGAAUUCAACCUGGAUCGUGCCCUGGAUUUGGAGUUGGACUGGGAUUUCCAGGACUAUCACCACGACUACCAGGACAGGUGCUCCCCCAAGGUGUUUGGGAGAUUGAAUGACGCCAAUCCGGCCAACAAGCGGCAUGCGAUUUGCGUCUCAAACCGACGGGCAGCGGCAGCGGCAGCGGCAUGUGGUCAAAGCCAGACUCGAAGAGAUCGUCGCCCAGCGACUGUGUCGACACCAAUGGCCACCCGGCCUGAUGACGUUGAGCGGAUGGCAAAUAUGGGGAUGACCCAGCCUCGUCAACCAUUCGUGGCAAGGCAGGGGGAGAUUGGCAGAUCUGGCCAUGCGUGCUUGACCAGGAGGAGGACCCUGCAUGGGCGCCGGUCGGACUAUUGUUUCGAGAGCUCCAGCAGCAGCAGAAGACCACACCGGGCACUGCAGCGUAAGGAGCAUUUCAACAGGAACCCACCGCAGGCGGAGCCACCUGUAAGUUAUUUUGCCCCCCCGCGCGACGCCUAUCAAGCCCGAUGA
Fonsecaea erecta is the source of this 726-nucleotide messenger RNA. RefSeq lists its product as hypothetical. The coding region runs from base 1 to 726 and encodes 241 amino acids. NCBI's taxonomy places the organism in Eukaryota, Fungi, Ascomycota, Eurotiomycetes, Chaetothyriales, Herpotrichiellaceae. The record is from RefSeq and is a predicted model, not a curated record. The transcript has a single exon.